UUCCCCCCCGCCGCCAAACCACCACCACCACUCCUCGGUCCUUUCCAGCCCCUGCCUGUAGGCAUUACUCUGCCAAAAUCCUCUCUCCCGAGACAUGGAAAUGGCGUCCCAACCCCAGGCAGGCCGCUUCACCCGGGGAGUGGCGGCUCGUGCCCCGCCGUCGGCCUCCGUUGAAGGCCCCGCCUACCGCGCCACCGUGCAGAGAUGCGUGGCGCUCGUCGACUGGUGGCUGGUGAGGGGCGAAGACGACAAGAUCCGUGUUGCUGGGUACCCUGAGAGGAAUCGAGCAGCUCGAUUAUUCUAUUCUGAUUCCAUUACAAUGCGGCAUGCUGAUGGCACUCUUGAGACUGCAGAUCACAAGAUUUUAUUAAUUAGGGGUCCAUUAAAUAUCACACAGAUGCAUUGUAAUGGAUUUCCUUACGAGGUUUCUAAAAACUUCCGACGUGGUUUUCCUGUUCAAUGGGAGCAAUGUGCUAAUUCUAACAUGAAACAGAUGAAUGAAAACACACAAUCUCCAUCAAAAUCAACUGAAUAUUAUAUAGAGAAGUUCUUGCGUGGCAGCUUCAUCAAUUCAGCGGAAUAUAGUUUCAUGGAGGCUGAUCUCAAAUCAUCUAAAGGGCCUACUGGUAAUACAGAUGGACCUCCCAGCCAAGGGCUUUCAGAUUUGUCUAAUGGAAUACCAAAAAUUCAGGAACCUACUGGAAAUGGUGCUGAUUAUCAUAACUCAGUGAGCAUCACGACUGCAUCUGAGGGAUUAUGUAAUGGCAGAAUUGGUAUGCCUGAUGAAUCUUGUGAAGAUUCUGGGCCUGGAGAAACAUAUAGUGGUCGAACAAGUCAAGCAGCAAAACCACGUGAAUUACAAGUAUUGGCCAAAGGGUUGAGUCCAGCUUUUGGACUUCAAUGUUCAAAAGAUAACACAGGCAGAAGACUGCGGAGUGGCAAAGUUUGUGAAAUGUCAAAUGGUGCUUCAUUUAAGAAGGGUAACUCCAAGAGGAAGACAAUGCAGCAUGAGACAUUGAAUGUGAAGGUGGACCCAAUUGAAGAGACAAGACCCCCUUCAGAUCCGACUUGUCACGAAAAUGGUAGCUCAGUUGCUCAAAUCCCUGCUGCAGAUGAACUUCAAUCACAACAUUCAGGUCAUAAAGGAAAAGGGAGAGGAAGACCUAGAAAGAGGGCGAGGAUCGAGGAGGUGUAGCAUCGAGCAUGGUGCGGUGAAUAUCAGAGCAACAUUUUGUGAUGAAGUAAAUCUCAGCAAAUGGUAGAUGUGCUGUGUAACGGAUUAGAGUUAUGCUAAUGUAGGUUGUAGGAUGAGGAAGAUGCUACCGCUGUGAAACGGUUGGCAGAACAGUUCUUUGCAGGCCAACUAUCUAUGUAUGUAGGUGCAUCUGGAGAUUAUGUUACAAACCAAUUCACAUGUGCUGAUGAUGAGCUCAAGUACAACAGCUUCA
Molecule: messenger RNA, 1448 nt
Organism: Lolium rigidum
Lineage: Eukaryota; Viridiplantae; Streptophyta; Magnoliopsida; Poales; Poaceae
Exons: 6
Coding region: 95-1195 (366 amino acids)
Source: RefSeq, a predicted model, not a curated record